ACAAGGUCAUGCGUCAUGUUAUGAAACUGAGAAGGUGAAGCCGGGUGCCUACAUGGGUGCUUUUUUCCUGUGAAAGAUGAGGAAGUGACGGAUGGGGAAAAGAAACUCGACAGGAGCUGCAGGCUUUCACACUACAGCAGAAUAAGCGCGAGGACGCGGAGGAUGCAGGACUUCUGCAAGUCACAUCAUCUUCCCCUUUAACACAGGGACAUGCUGAGUGCACUGCAGGCGCUGCGCGCAUCGCUCACGCGCUCCGGUGUUGCGUUUUAGGAAAUUCACGCGCGGCGAAUCGGAUAGCGCACGUCAUUAAUCUGCGACGCUGUUUAAAAAACCUUUAAACAGCAGUGUAUUGAACAGACAAGACGUGUACUUCUGUGUGCUGAAUGAGUGCACAUGGCGAUUUGGAACACCACCCUCCGCUUGCUGUUUUUCUGCAUGUGGGUCCUCGUGCCGAGUCGAGCUUACAGAAGCGAGUGCAGACUUGAGCUGAGAAAGGCAGACUGCAGCCACAUGAACCUGAACACCAUCCCUCAGGACCUGCCCGAGGACAUCAGCGUCCUGGACGUGUCCCAUAACCGGCUGGUCGAGCUCAAGCCCUCGUCUCUGACUCGAUACCACAGUCUGGAGCAGCUCGACGCCAGCUACAACAACCUGAAGGUGGUGCCGGCGGGGCUGUGCCAGGCCACGCCCGAGCUGUGGAGGCUCACCCUGCGUCACAACGAAGUGCACCUUCUGCAAGACCGAGACCUGAGGAACUGCACACGCCUCAUACACCUGGACCUGUCUGAUAACAGACUGAGACUUAAUGGAGAACCCUUCUCAGGGACAGAGAAUUUGGCCUGGCUGGACGUGUCCCGAAACAAGCUGACCACCGCUCGCCUGGGGUCGCGAUCCCAGCUGCCCAGGUUGGAGACCCUCGUCCUUGCGGGCAACGACAUCACAGACCUGAAGAUGGACGACUUUAAUUUUCUCAGUGAGUCCUCGUCGUUCUGGACGCUGGCUCUUUCUUCUCUGCCUCUGAAAAAGGUGGAACGUGGGUGCUUCAAGCCCAUUGCUGGGUUACAAGACCUGGUACUAAAUGGUUGUAAGCUCAACCCUACAUUAAUGGCCAGCCUCUGUGAGGAGCUGUCUGAAACCUCUUUGAGAAACCUAUCUGUCCAAAAUACUCAGCAAGUCAUACUACUCACCAGCACCUUCAAAGGCCUAGACAAGACUAACCUCACUAUUCUGGAUCUCUCCAACAACAACAUGUACAGAAUCACAGAUGGAGCCUUUCAGUGGUUUCCCAUGCUGGAGUACCUCUCUUUAGAGCAAAACAACAUAAAACAUCUGACCAACAGUACCUUCUUGGGACUGAAAAGUCUGAGGAAACUCAACCUACAGUCGGCACUAGCUAAAGGUCAUACAUCUCCCUUGCCUGUCAUCGAUGACUUCUCUUUCCAGCUACUGGUCAAGCUGGAAUAUCUGUACAUGGAGAAGACUUCAUUUAGGGAGAUCACUGAGAAUAUCUUUUAUGGACUUCCGUGUCUGAGAGAGCUGAAUCUGGGUUGGAGCAGCACAGGGCUAAAGACAGUCAGCAACACCACCUUUGCCUCCUUGAAAGGAUCUCCACUUCUUCAGACACUCAAUCUUACAGGUAUGGGCAUCAAGACCCUUGGCCCAGGAGCUUUUUCAAGCAUGGGAAACCUCAAGACUCUUGUGCUCAGCCAUAACUACAUCAACCAGUACCUGACAGGGGAAGAGUUUCAGGGUCUCAACAGUAUCCAGGAAAUUCAUUUGUCCUUCAACCAGCAGAUGAUCACUUUAAUGUCUACAUCGUUCAUCCAUGUACCGACAUUGAGGAUUCUGAUGCUUGGGCAUGCCCUAAGUCCCAAUUUGGAAAUGGAACCAUCUCCGUUUCGUCUGCUGGUCAACCUGACGGUGCUGGAUCUCAGUAAUAAUAACAUUGCAAACAUCAAAAAUGGCUUGCUCGAUGGACUACAACAUCUUAGUGUGUUGAAACUGCAGCACAAUAAUUUGGCCAGGGUGUGGAAAAAUGCUAAUCCUGGGGGUCCAGUGCUGUUCCUUCGCAAUGCUCAGAACCUUACUGUUCUUGAGUUGGACUACAAUGGUCUUGAUGAGAUUCCAACGAUGGCCUUCCAAGGCCUCUCACAGCUAAAAUACCUCAGUAUUAGUGGGAAUCUCCUGAAUUUUCUGCAUGACUCCAUUUUUGACGACUUGUGGUCUUUGCGCUUCCUGCGGCUGCAGAAAAACCUCUUGACCUCAGUGCGGCAGGAGACGUUCAAGGUGCCGCUGUCCAACCUGACCGAGCUUUUUAUGGACCAUAAUCCCUUUGAUUGCACCUGUGAGAGUAUACUAUGGUUCUACAGUUGGCUCAAUACCACCAACACCAGUGUACCUGACCGUGCCAAAAUCUACAUCUGCAACACUCCAUCCAUGUACUUCAACCGUUCGGUGUUGGACUUCAACCCAGAAUCCUGUAAGGACCUGGUACCCUUCCAGGCUGUGUAUGUAAUCACCAGCACCUUAGUACUAGGUCUGAUGGUCAUAGCCUUCCUGGUGCACUUCCAGGGCUGGAGGAUUCAAUUCUACUGGAACAUUUUAGUCAAUCGCACCAUAGAUAUAAAUGACUCUCGCUUUAAAAGGUUGGUCGAGUGCAGAUAUGAAUAUAAAGCCUACGUUGUCCAUGCUCAGCAGGAUAAACUUUGGGUGGAACGAAGCUUGCUUCCUCUGGAAGACAAGGAUUUCAAGUUCUUCUUGGAAGACCGGGAUGCAAUGCCAGGCUGUUCCACAUUAGAGACCAUUGUAGACAACAUGAGAAUGUCCCGGAAAAUCAUUUUUGUUGUCACAGAGGCGCUUUUGAAUGAUCCCUGGUGUAGACAGUUUAAAGCCCACCACGCCCUUCACCAGGUAAUGGAAGAAAAUCGAGACUCGCUGGUUCUGAUUUUCCUGGAGGAUGUUGCAGAUUACCGCCUGACUCAAUCGCUCAUGUUGCGGAAAGGCAUGCUAAAACGCCACUGCAUGGUCCAGUGGCCUCUGCAAAAAGAGCGCAUCCGCCUUCCGCCAGAAGCUACAGCUAGCGUUAGCCUCAAGCAACCGGGUCAGCUAAAACCUACUAUCCGGGCAGAACCUGGAUGAAGCAUUGAACUGUCUAUAGCAGACACAAAUAGCAAGCGUUGCUAUUAAUGCUAGCCUCAAGAAAGAGUUACAGUUAAUGCUGUUUACCUUUUCAGUGCCUUUUGGUAAGUCUGAAAAUAUAACAAGUUGGCUUUUUAAGCUAACAGGUUACAGAGUAAGCUAAUAUUCACAAAUUAGCCAAAGAACGCUAAUGCUUAUACGGAUAAUAUAAAAAGGGUGAGGCUACAGUUCAUUAAACGCACUUAGCAAGUAUCACUAAUUAAUGUUAAUGCUAGCUUUUGAAAAAAAAAAAGGUCAGCUAAUCCACUGUAAGUUGACAGAGCCAGAUAAAUUUGAAUUUGAAGACUGUGUUAUGCCAAGCUAGUGAUAGUUAGGCAAAAUUAAAGCUAAGUAAGCUAAAUUUUUUGCUGUUGCCAACUAUCUUGAUCAAAGGAAGCUAGGAAUUGUUAAUAAUCGCACUUGUAAAAGCUCGUUGCUGUAAUAGCACACCCCGAAGUGUUUUAUUCCUUCAACAUUACAAAUCUCCAGGUCAGCAGUGAACGAGUGAGUGAGGGAGCGCUUUCAGAUAAUACUCUUCGGCAUGGGGUGCCAACUUCCCAGAGGUUCCUCCACUGUCUUUCUGUUAAACCCAGACUGCCUUUAAAGUAGAAACUGUCCUUUUUUUUUCAUUUGUUCAGUUCAAUUCAAUUUUAUUUGUAUAGCGCUUUUAACUGGACUUUGUCACAAAGCAGCUUUACGGAAAUAAAUACAUUCAAAUUAAAUUUAUAAUUAUAUUUAUAAUUUAUUUACAAUUAAAUAAAUUGUAAGUAAAUUGUAAAUAUGUGAAUUUAUUCCUAAUGAGCGAACCAGAGGCGACGAUGGCAAGGAAAAACUCCCUGAGACGACAUGAGGAAGAAACCACCAAUGAACAGUUCUCUAUCUCACCUAAAGCAGAGCUCCUGAUUCGUUUUUAAACCAACGCCUCAGCGGGAGUGAUUAUGAACUCAAGAGGAAUGUUUUGCACUAUACAGAGCUGAAUUUUUGUAAUAUUCUUUGUUUCUAUAUUUUUCUUUUUUUUUCCAAACCAUGACCAUAUAUGGUAUGACUAUAAAUUUUACUGAUUUUAUACAACAGUGCUGGGUUCACUUCUCAUGAUUUAUAGUUUUGCUCUGCCCUCUAGUGGCUGUGUUUGGAGCAAAAUAUCUGAAGGAGUGUAAAUUCAUCAACAUUUCCGCACUUGCUUUAUAUGAAAGUGUAAUUAUUAUAAAUUACAGUAGUUUAGAAAGACAUUGGGAUAUACUUAAGGAUGUUUAUUCAGUUUGAAGAAACACAGAGACUCGGAAUAGUGGUGUCCCUAGAUUAUUUGACCUUUUAUUAUUAUUACAUAUACAAUAUUUAAAAAAAAAAAAACAUAAAAUAAAUAGUAUUUAACUCUCACAGAUUGACUUAUGUACUGUAAUUUUGUAAAAAAAAAAAUUACAUUUAAUAUUAUAAGCUCAGCUAUUUUAACUAAUAUUAAAAGGACAGAUGUUUGAAUAAUAAAGUUUUACUUUUCAUUAUCUUAAUUACCUUAAUAGUUAUUUGUCUUCAAAGAGUUAUACAAAUGUGAGAUGACAGGACUAAAGUAGUACUGUGGGAUAGACACUGUAAUUUAAAAACAUUUUGCGCACUUUUAUUUCUACUUUGCCGCUAUCGCUGUCUUGCUGUUUUGCUAACUUUAGCUUUGCCGUCCGAUCUAGGUGGUCCAUCCACAAAAUAUGUGUUUUUUUGUUCUGAGUGCUUGGCCACUGUAUGAUCACAACCCAGCAGCUAGGCUGUAAAACAAUAACCCAGCCAGUUUCAGAGUAAAAGUUGCUUUAUAUGACGGAUUUGAUAUCUGAUCUUAAAUCUGAUUGUAUGAGCCACAUCACAGUAAGUUGAAUUCUGUAUUAAUGCGCCAGGAUUCAAACCAAUAAAACCUUUCUGCAGCCAUUUUGUUCAUUUUGAGCACCCUAAUUGCUUAGCAACCAAAACCUACUCUACUACUACAGCUACUCAAGUCUCUCAUCUGUUUACAACUGUGACUGAAGCCACGCCCCUUCUGUCAUCUGAUUGGUCAGUGCAAGCUCUAAUAUAUAUACACACACAAUAUAAUAUAAAAGCAUUAAGAGUAUGUACAGAGUAUACAGAGACUUGCUUUAUUCACCUGCAACCUUGUUCCAAAACUAGCUCGAGUUAGUGGAAACACCGCAACCCUGGAUGUGGAUGAGGCUGAUAAUCAAACAUAAAGUAUUAUUCUUUAAAAUCUGUCAGUAUUGUUGUUUUUUCAUACGUAGAUGAGGGAACUGGACUUUGAAAUGUUAAAACUUUCCAUAUUACUGAGACACAUGCAAAAAAGAAAUGUAUUAUUUCAGAAAAGUCUAUUAUAUAUAUAAAAAAGUGAAAAUGUAACCGUGUGAAGGGUUUUCCCGGGCCGCCACACAUUUAUGGAUUUCUGAUUUAAGUGUUUUUCAAUGAUAAAGAAAGACUUUUUUCCUUUCACACACAUGCUAUCUCCACCUCUCUCUCUCUCUCUCUCUCUUCCUUAUUCACACACUUUCCAUUUUUGAAGGUUU
Messenger RNA from Pangasianodon hypophthalmus (striped catfish), 5711 nucleotides. RefSeq names its product toll-like receptor 3 (gene tlr3). The record is from RefSeq and is a predicted model, not a curated record. Lineage: Eukaryota; Metazoa; Chordata; Actinopteri; Siluriformes; Pangasiidae. Gene Ontology annotation, molecular function: protein binding; transmembrane signaling receptor activity. Gene Ontology annotation, cellular component: membrane. Gene Ontology annotation, biological process: immune response; inflammatory response; toll-like receptor signaling pathway.